Seriola aureovittata is the source of this 10740-nucleotide messenger RNA. RefSeq names its product transmembrane protein 74B (gene tmem74b). The coding region runs from base 219 to 1073 and encodes 284 amino acids. The transcript is spliced from 4 exons. Lineage: Eukaryota; Metazoa; Chordata; Actinopteri; Carangiformes; Carangidae. The record is from RefSeq and is a predicted model, not a curated record.
UCUCUCCCUCCCUCUGCAUCCUCUCACAUCCUCCAGCAGCAUCCACCUCUCCGGAUGUCCACAGCCGCCUGAUUCCCGCCCGGCCGCGGCAGCAGCACCAGAAAGAAGUGGCAGCGAUAAUGGUGAUCAGAGGAGGAAAAAAUGGAAAUAAUAUCUAUCAAGUGAGGAUGAUGCAGAGCGGGAUGAUGGUGAAGACAUGAGCACAUCCAGCAGAAUUGAUGGAGUCCUCUUUCAACGCCGUAGAGCUCCGGGAGCUGCGGGGCGGAGGAGGCCGGCGAGCUGUGUCCCCGCCCACGGUGGGCCCCGCCGCCCGGGGCUUCGAGAACGCCUCGUACCAGCAGGACGAGGAGCAAAACCAGCAGCAGCAGCAGCAGCAUCAGGGGCCGGCUGCGUCAGUGAGCUGUCCGGCCUCCUCUUCAAGCAACAACAAGCAGCAGCAUCAGGAGCUCUCCCCUCGGGCGUAUGAUGAGGAGGAAGGAGGUGGAGGGCCGGAGGACGGACAUGACUUCACUGAGGUGAACCCAGCUGACGACCACUCUGCGGACUAUGGCUUCAUCUUCGCCCUGGUGUUCCUAGUGAGCGGGAUCGUCCUGGUUGUCAUCGCCUACACCAUCCCGCGGGAGGCCAAAGUUGACCCGGACUCGGUGUCGGCCCGCCAGAUGGAGAAGCUGGAGAUGUACUACGCCCAGCUGGGCUCCCACCUGGAUAAGUGCAUCAUCGCAGGCCUGGGCCUGCUGACUCUGGGGGGGAUGUUCCUGUCUGUGCUGCUAAUGGUGUCCAUCUGCCGCGGCGAGAUGUACCGACGCAGGGCGGCGUUUGUUCGACCCAAAAGGACUUACGGCUCCAUCAACCUGAGGAUGAAGCAGCUGGCGACUGGAGAGGCGGGAGGAGGCGAGGGAGAGGGCGAGGGCGGGGACGGAGGCGAGGAGUUUUUGGUGGAACAUCCAGAGACUCGGAAUAACACACAGCCAGGACCGGGCCUGGACUCCAAAUCAGAACCGGGACCGAGCAGGCAUCCUCCCAGUGCUGCUUCUUCUUCUUCUUCUUCAGCUGCUGCACAUGGAGUCAACUAGCUGUCUUGCCUUCCUCUGAGUGAGCCCUCAGUUGCAAAAUGGGGACGCAGAAUGGUGCAGGUCCCUCAUUUGUGCCGACAGGAGAAGCACAUCUCGAGCACAAGGCCUUAGGAUGGAGCGACCCAGCUUUAACCCAGCAUUUUGGGAUGAAUCCAGAUUAUGGGAUAUUUAUUCUAACCAAUCAUAAGGGAUGUAUGACUUAAAGAGAGAGGGCUCGCUCCAGUAGAAGAUGAGAGGUAAGCCUGGUUGUGUAUCAAAGAUUAGAGCUCUAAUAUAAAUCCUAGUAUGUUAAUCAGAGACUGAGUUUUACAGUGAAAAGCACAUUGUGUCUGACAGAGCUGGAGGUUGGUCUCCACCACAGAAAGUAAGAUUUAUACUUAACUGAGAAAGUCUGGUGUUGAUUCUCAAUUAACAUUUAAAUCCUAAUCACAAGAUUAACCUUAACACAGACAUUAAAUAUCCGCUGAUGGAAAGUGUGAUGCUAGCUGUCACAAAUAAACUGAGGCAACAUUUUUGAAAAUAAUAUUUCCAGUCUGGUGUCACAUUUACACUCAGCGAUAAACAGACAAUAACAGUAUAGAAGAUAAAGCAUAAAAUAAUCUAAUAACAAACCCAUCAGUGUCAGAAACCUGCAGGAAACACAAUAAAAAAUCAAUUUAAACCUGCAGUAAGCAAUAUUUUUCUUUUAUUUCUCAUCAGCCUAAAAAAAACACACAAUCAGUCUCGAAUCAUGAUUUCACUGAACAAAAACAAAGAUAAGUGACACAUUAUUAGGAACAAAUGGAGAGUUAAUUCAUGUUUCUGUCUGUUGCUUUUUUUCACUGUUGGUCCAGAAAGUGUCGACCACAGCGAGCAACACUCCUCCAAUGAAUCUCUAGAUUCGUUCCCACUCACUGAAAACUGGACUUUGUGCCUCCUGGUGGUUGAAAAUAGCUUCAUGCAUCUUUAAAAUUUGGUAUUUUAAGGUGUUUUGCCGCUUUAAUUCACCAACUGGGACAAACUUUUAUUUAAGGAAAUGCAGUGAGAUGCAGAAGGAGGUGGGAAGCGAGGUGUUAGACUGAGAGGUGCAGAAGUGAAAUGAGUGACUGUUGAGAGCGUGACACACGUUACCCAGAAUGCACUUGCAGCUUUGGCAUCAGCAAUUCAAGAGCUCUUCUGCACACUCACUUGCUUUGAUGUUGAUGUUGUUAGUCUGUCAUCAUUUCCUUCAUCUUCUGGAUUUUGUGUUUUUUUUUCACUUGUUGGUGUGAAGAUUUUGUGGCCAGGUGCAAAUCGAUUCUGUUUUUAUCACAGUGGAAACAAGAUGAAGGAAAAGAUGGACAGGAAAGUCUUCACCAAGCUAAAUCAGUUUCUGAGAGAUUUACUCGGGAUCACAUGUUUGAAGUCGAUUCUCAGACACCUGGAGGAGAUGUGUCAUUUUGCAAGUGAUGAAACUAGAUGAGAAAAUCUGUGAAGUGAAGGCGUGAACGUCGGCCCCUCACCUCUCUCUCCCUCCUUUAACAUUUCCACUGCUGGUGGCUGAAGGCAGUGAAUUACAUUUUUUAACACAUGAAAUGUUGCUUUCAGCAAAUCCAAAAUUGCAAUGAAAUAACAACCACGAAAAACCUCCAAAAUAUCACGUCACAUAUCCAGUGUCUCAUGCUGCAUCGCCCAAAAACUGUUGCCUCUUGUUUACUAAUCAGCAGUUUCUGCUAGCAUCACCUUCCACUGUGUCGCAGUGGAUGUUUGUUUCAUGAUGCAAGUAAAUAUCCACUGACAGCAGCUCCUUCUCCCAAACAUUAAAAAACAUACGAAUGGUCAUAUUUGAUCUGACAUUAAAAGCUCCUAUAAGUCACUGCUGUUAUAAGAAAACUUUAAUUUCAGCUACAGUGACUUUCUGGUUUCAUUAAUUGAAAGUUGAAAGGAAUCCGAAACUGGACACGUCAUAAAAUCCACAAAAAAGUUGGUAAUAGAUUAAAGAAUAGAAACUAAUUCAUUUAAAAAACAAACAUCAAGGUGUCUUCUGAGUCUUUUUUCUAUCUGACUGCAGCUCUUAAUCUGGAGAAGAAGCUGCUUCUGACUGGAAUGAACCUAUGACACAGCGCCUACUUAUUUGUAUUAUAUGUAAACAGAUGUUAUUUAUGUCACGUAAGGAUACAAUAUGCCUUAAUGAGUAAACACAGACACUGUAAAUUGUGCAUACGCAAAUAUUAUUAUGCUAAUGUCUGUAUUGUGAGCAAAUUAGCCAAGGGUAAUGUAGCUACACACACACACACACACACACACACACACACACACACACUGACAUGCUAAUCUAAUUAAAGUAUGUACCACGUUUUUAUUUCACAGUACAAAUAUACUGUAAAUACAACAUGUAGACGUGUCGGAUGUAGAGGACCAGCUAAAGCUAACGCUCACAAACCAAAUACUCAACGCAGGUAUGCAACGUUUGGAAAACCUUGUCACAGACAGACCAGUCUCUUUCUGUCAGCAGCUAAUUAACCUUCAGCAGCAACUUAACGACUAAUUAAUGAAAGCAAAAAGAAACACACACAACUCUGUCAGGAGAAACUGAGCAGAUGAACAAUAGUUAACAUUCACAUGAAUUUAAUAACAAACGAUGAGUAGAUGUUUCAGCUGCAACUAACGACUAUUUCCAUCAUUGAUUAAUAGUUUAUUUGGUUCAUAAAAUAAAAAAAAUGAAUAAUUGAAUAUAAAAAAGUUUUUAAAAAAAUCCCAGAGCCCAACUUGACUUAUUUAAACAGCUUGUUUUGUCCGACCAAUAGUUCAAAACCCAAAGAUAUUAAUUAGUUAAUUAGUUAAUAAUACAUGUAUAAAUACAAUAUAUACAGAGAAAACCAGCACAUAUCCACUUUUUAAUAACUGGAACCAGUGAAUUAUUUCAGAUUUGUUUUUGGUUUUGCUCAAAAAUUCUAGUAAUUAUGAAAAUAGUUUCUGUAAAUCAAAUAAUUGAUUAAUUGAAAUUACUAUCGGUUAAUUGGUUAAUGUCAGAAAAUAGUGAUACCACCACUUACAAAAUUUUCAAAUUACUACCCAGAAGCCCACAAAGAAAUUAUUUGUCAAAUCAUCAACUAAUUGUAGCAGCUGCAGCAGAUUUACAGUAGAUGAAAUUCUACCUGUGAAUUAUAUGUGAAUUUAAUAUUAAGAAGGAACGAUUUGCCAAUUACUCAGAUACUUUGAUCCCUGUCUGUCUCUGCUGAUGCGUCCUGGAGUAAGAAAACACUUGUCUCUGUAUCAGGGUACCAGUACCUGUGUUGUCAUGGUUACAAUAAUAAAGACGCGUACGACUGUACCGACGGCGACGCACCCACCUUCAUCGCCAUGGUUACUUAUAAUAACAGUGAUGGCCUGGUUAGGUUCAGGAAAAGAUGGUGAUUUGGGUUUAAAUAAGUAGUUGUUGUCAUGGUUACAAUAAUCGAACGGACGUGGACUUUGUCUCUCUUUAUACCACGUCACCGACACUUUUCCCUUUGCUCCUUCCAUCAUUACUUAGACCACUUGUCGCCUAGCAACAAAACAUAACUAUGGGUCAUAAUCACAGACGACCUGUGGGCCUUAUAGUCUCUUAAAAACCUGUGAGUGUGACAUCUGUGCUUUCAUCCGGUUGAUGGUUGAUUUUUAGUUUGAGCCCAAAGUUCAACAGUAAAACAAAAUGGCGUACGACAUGUUGUCAUUUCUUUUUAACCCUCUGAGGUCUGAGCACAUUUUCUUGAUUUCUUAAAUUCACCUUUAAAGGUGUCAUGGUUUGCCAUGGCAGACACUUUUUGUUAGUUUGUUUAGAUUUUGUCACUUCCUGUUUUAUUUUGUAGUUGGUUUCCUUGUGUGUCUCAAUGUUUUUACUUCCUGUCUUGAUCCUGUUUCUCUGUGUGGUGAUUGUCUGCCCCGCCCUAAUAUGUUUCACCUGUGUUCAAUCACCUUUGCCUCCCUCGUGUCUAUAUAGUCUUUGUGCUUCCCUUUGUCUGUUCAUGUUCUGGUUUGUCCUCAGUCUGUUCAUGUUCUGUCAUGUUGUGGUAAGGCUGGACCCAAAUGCAGCCACACAGGGGAAUGAGGUGCAGAAAAUGUUUAAUAACAGAAGAACCGACUGGUGAACCACAGAAAAGGAAACUGAAGCACGAGGGUUACACAAAGAACUUAAACAGCAGGCCAAAACACCAGGAACCACAGGGGGGACAACAGGAGACAUGAACCUGCAACACCACACAGAAAAACAGGACCGAGACAGGAAGUAAAAACAUUAAGACACACAAAGAAACCAACUACAAAAUAAAACAGGAAGGUGACAAAAUCCAAACAAAAUAACAAAAAGUGUCUGCCAUGGCAAACCAUGACAGAAGGAUAAUAAAUGUCUAAAAUGAAAAGUGUUUUUAUAUUUUAAUUUUAGAGGGUUUGAGUCAUAUAGACAUUUAAUUUUAACGACAUUUAAACCAUAUUUCUACGCUGCAGGAUAUUAACAGAAACAUCCAUCGACCUCAGAGGGUUAAAUCAAGUUUUAAGACGACUUCUAUCUAAGGUGAUGUAGUUACAACGAGCACGACAGCAGCUUCGCUUCAUUUUCAAAUCAAAUUACUAAGUCGAACUGUUCCUGUGAUUUCAUUAUGACUGUGUUUGGAGGAAGAGUUUAACAGAGGCAGGGGAGCGAAGUGAAGCGAGUGAGGGGAAGGGAUGAAGACGUGGAGAGGCAGUAGGAUGCAGCAGAGUUUCUGGAUGACGUGAGCUGAUUCUUGAAGAGAGAGAUUUUCAUCUCGAGGGGGAAGACGAGGAGUGACUCUGCACGAAGCUAAACACAGUCAGGUUUCCCCGCUCGCCUCCAGGCGGCCGCCAACGACAGCACAGGAAUAAACUGACACGACUGAGUUAACGAAGGCCGAGAGAGACGGACAGUGUGGGUCUGCUGUAACCUGCAGGUCCUCAUUAGUGGGGGAAACAGCACAGCAGCAGACACACAACAUGAUAGAGGGAGCGCUUGUUGUCGCUGGUUCGCCUCACAGGUCGGACGCACAGGAAGAAAACGUGUUUGAAAGGGUUUCCAGAGUCGGUUUAGUUUCAUGGAUCGAUAGAUUCAGGUCAGGAGGAAACACAAAGUCUGUGGAGAAACUGGAUUCUGCCAAUUUUAAACAUCAGAGUCUGGCUCUUGUGCUGGAGAGCAGCAUUUAGCCUUUGUUGGCUCCUGUGUGAAGUGAGCUCACCACGCCUCUGUAGCUCGCUCCUCGUCUCUGCUCCAAGCUCCAGGCUGCAUUAGCUUUGUUCAUGUCACAUCGUUAAACUGUAAUUAUGAGCAGCCGAGCGGGAAAAGCUAUGACUCAGAGAUAUUGGGAAUUUAACGUAGUUGAAAAGAAACACUGACAUGCCGACAAACUGUUUGAGGACUGUCACCUUUUUCUACCUACUUCAGUUUGUUUAUAUGUGGUUUCACUUCUACGCCAUAAUCAGCAGGUAUAAUCGGGUAUUUUAAAUGCGGGUAAACUCCUUUUACACUGCCAGCCGAGUUGCCUGAGAGGACACACGACUACAGGGAACAAUGUCAUCACAUGCAGCUACACGCUUCAACCAAUCAUUGUGUGUUUUUGAAACUUAUGUCAAGGCUGCAGCUUCACUCUUUCAUCCCGGAGCAGUGCAGCUGCGGUGUUUCUGAUCUAUGAGCACCGUGCUGGGCAGGUGACAGGUGUGUUUACAGUGUUUGUGCUCUGAAAGACUGAAAGGGGCGAAAAUUAGUGUGUUCCCCGAGUGUUACAGCGGGGUUAGGGUUAGUGUUUAGGUCACUGCUGAUCGGAGCCGGAGCCAAUGAAUACCCACGUGAAUUAAAGGGAUGGUUCACGCAGAACACAUAAAAAGAUUUUUUUUUUAUAGAUUUUCUUUUUAAUUUUUGUUAUUUUUUAUAUUUUUAUAACUACUUCUUAGAUAAAAAAGUGCAUCCAAUAAACACUUCUGACAGCUGGGUCUGUGGGUAAUUCAUAGUAACUCUAAGACAUGAUCCUGUUGAAUCAUUUUCCAUUCACUUUCAUUGUAUUGUGAAAAGGCAGACAUCUUGGAAACCUGGGCAAAUAAGGCAAGACUAUAUCCAUAAUAAUAAUAAUCUUAUAAAAUAACAAAUUUUAUCAAUAAGAAUGAAAGAACCAGGAUUUUGCUCUUUUGAAUGACACCAUUUCCACCUGCUAUUGAAGGUGUGUGUUGUCUGUCACUGAUCCCAGCACGUCGUCCAUAUUAAUUCCCUUCAUCAGACUGAAGGUGAACUGUGAACUGCUGGUGAAUAGAGAGAGGUGGGUGAGAGGGAGAACAGAGAGUAACACAGAGCAUCCAUGGAUGGAUGUUGAAGAGCAGAGGAAGACGGAGGACGGACACGUGAGUCUGGUGCAUCUGAAAAGACUGAAGCCGUUUUCCUCUCUUCCUCUGUGACGCGUUUGAAUGUCAAGACCGAACACGAGCGGCUCAGCCAAAGACACACAGAGAAAAUCAAUCUUUAUUCUGUCGGCAGCGCGAUGACUCCGUUACCAUAGAAAUAGUCUAUUUAUAUCAAGGAUGGUUGGAGGAGCGGUUCUCGGGUGUCAUGGAAAGUCCUUGUGAGGACAUGACAGAGGAGACACAGUCCGUCUGUGAGGGAAUAAAAGAAUUUUAGUACAACUCGUCUGUAGGUGGAAGUUUAAUUCAACAAGACGGAGUAGAGACAGACAUGGAGGAUAAAACACAAAUAACUUCACUAUGCUAAUGCAUAAAAACUUAACACAUAAAUUACAUUUUAGAUGUGUCUGAAAACCUCUUGUGGCCACUCAAACAGCGAGUGUCCUCUCCAAGAACUAAACCCCCCCCCCCAUACUGAGGGGCCAGAGGUCAGAGGUCAGCUGCAGCACAGUGUUCCCACAGCUGCUUGCGAUUCAGUACUUUACUCAAGGACACUUCAGCAGAGAGCAGGGUUUUGACCCUGAGCUUAAACUCAUUAAUCACUACACAUCCUGCCGCAGCAGAAACAACCAGCGAAGGUCGUUAGAGCCGAGGAGAACGAGCUCCUGCUGAAAACCUCUAACAUCAAAUAAAAUAAACCACAACACACAGAAAAUAGAGAAGAACAUCAGUUUGUGCUUAACAUCAUCAACGUAAUCAAACCGACCACUGAACACAGCCAGACCGACGUCCUCCCUCCUCACAGGCGGACGCUUCCCUUUAUGUACAGAUAUAAUAUGCACAAAUGUAACACACAGCAGUAGCAUUUUACUCAGAGACUCAAUGAAUGUACAAAAUAAACACAGUAAUGCAGGAGGUGGCGCCAACGCAGCAGUGUCACGCAAUAUCACGAUAAAUGUGUCGCUCGCACGGUUCACAUGGUGUAAACAGUCACAUGAUUUCAGUGGAAACACACAUGUACAAACAUUCCUGUUCUUUUAUUUCUUAUUCUGUCCUGAACGUACAGAGGUUUAUCUAAGAUGUAUAUUUAAUAAAGCGAUAUUUCACACGGGGAAUAUUAUAAAUUAACUUAUUGCCCUUUGAAUUUAUUUAAAGAGUAUUUAUUAUCAUCAUUACCACCUGCUCAUGAGUCGUAGUGACUAAACAAACCUACAGUCACCUUUUAAGAAAAGUGAAUAUGGAGAAAAGCCUUCAAAAUAAAAGCAACAAGAGAGUAACAGAUGGCCUGGGUUAUCCUCCGUUAGCAGCCGACUCUUCAUGAAUUUAAAUGAAUAAAAACUAUUCUGUCCAGGUGAAAUAUCGCUUUAAAAACCAGAAGGAAAUGAUGAAUAUUAAAGUUUAUGAAAUGUAUGAAACAAAUGUAUCCUGUGGCCUGAGAAAGACGUCGUGUCUCUGUUUGUGAAUCUUUUGAAAUCGAUAUAUGACAAUGAAAGUAACGUUUAGCACAGAACAAAUAGCAUAAUGAAAACUAAAGGGAUAUGUCACUUUUAUUUGAAAGGUCAUUAGUUUUUCUUUAAGCUGGUGGAAAUGUUUAUGGAUGAUAGAGUUAAUAUAAGGAAAUCAGUGUGUCUGUAGAUAUUUGACCUAAAUGAUAUUACUGUAAAACCAGGGUUUGAGACUGUUAAAAAGCAGACGGAGGUUUAAUAUGAUUAGAGCUCUUUUGCUUUUUUUUUUUGCAUUUUUCUCGACACAUUCUGUGAAAAACAGGUGAUGACUUUUUCUGAUCUUUUUAAAGUCGUCCACUUCUUCAAGAAUCUUUGUGGUGAAAAGUUGAAAACAAUUUUAAAUAUAAAACAAUAUUUUCUGUUUUCAGAUCAACUAAUCAAAGGAAAACUUUCACACAGUUGAUCUGGUUCAGGCGUAUUCACAUUACAGUGGAAAAACAUCGGUCUUGUACAGUAUUUACCGCCCCAGGACUCCUGGUGGCGCUGUAUUAAACGGCACUGCAGUUCCUCUAACGACCACUAGAGUCUGGCUCCAACAGUGAGUCAGUCUCCAUAGACUCCCAUGUUAAAAUGUCCAAAUUUACAGCAGAAAUAAACAAGUUUACAGCCUGGUACAAACCCUUUAAAUUUUAUUAAGGCUUAAAGUUAUGGAGAAUUGAGGGUGUGGCCUAUUUGGGUGACAUGGGUGAGUGUAUGUUUGCCCCUCCUCUUUGACCAUAUUUGGAAUAGCUGAGAGUUAAGGGGCGGAGUCAGACACUGUCAAGAUGGCGACUGUGGAGCAGCUCACUCUGAGCUUCAAAACCGCACCAGGUUGUAACGUCCUCAGUGGACACCUGCAUGAAUAUGAUUGGAUGUUGGCCACACAGAUUGUGAAUGAGCCAAUCAUUGUGAAGCGUAUCAGCCACAGUGCUCUGCCUGAACUCACUGAGAGACACCGGUGACUGCAGGUCAAAGUUCAACAAAUGUGAACUCUGGGUGAAGAGCUGAAACAAAAUGGAGGAGAUGCUGUUUUUUUCUGUGACAAUGUGAAUACGACUUCAGGCAGCACUUUUACUCCCCGACAGAAACGUGGGAGUUUGAAGCUUCUGUCUGAUGAAACAGGAAUGUUCUUUUGUCUAAAGCCAUGUUUCAAAGACGACUUUAUAUGAUUUGUACUUUUGGAUCAAAUAUUUGUCAGCUUUACAAAAUCAGCAACUGUGAAGAAGAGUGAAGAACAACUCCUGUUUUCAUUUUUAUUUUAUUUCAGUCGAUGAAUCGUCUGUAACAUGUUUUAUCUUGUUCUGUUUUUGAUUGAAAGAACAAUCAAAUUCUAAUUGAAAUGUCCUCAACUGCACAGAAACCUGGUUUGCCAGAUGGUGUGAAGAGCACAGUCACUUGUGUAGAGUGUUUAACUGUAGUUUGUCGUUAAAAUGAUGUCAUCAUGAUGUCAUCAUGUCAUAAUUGGAUCCAUGUUUCUUUGUGACAAUUAUUUGUUACCAUUUUGCGAAUCUAUACAAUCACACUCCAGAUAAACAUUCCUCAAAUAAGGAUUGAAUGUAUGGAAUAUGGAAAAUUUUAAAUGUUCAAUAAGUGAUCGAACAAAUAUAAAUAUAUCUGUGUCAUCAUUUAGAGAAAUCUCUUACCUUUGGUCCCGACUCACAGUGAAAGAAAACGCUGCUUUGUGCUUCAGGAGGCCGGUGAAGCUGCAUGUUGUAAGUGUGUGACGCUGUAAAGGUCUGAUGCCUUGUUCCUGUGCGUACUGAGAGCUGUAAACUGUAUGUUAACGACGAUGCUGAUUUUUAAGUAUGAUUUUCUUAACGUGACCAAUAAAAAAAGUUCUGUUUUGC